AUGUCACCAACUGCAAAGGAACUUGAUGCAGACCCUUAUCGGCACGACUUUCUUCUGCCAAAUGGUAUUAUACUUUCACUGACCCCGGACCCGGAUAUCACUCUUCUGGGUUUGAAGUCUCACCUUUGGUCGCUUGCCGCAAAGGAGUCCUUCUACGAUCGGCUGGGACCGCCGUCGGAGUACAUAUUCAAAAGUAUCAACAGUUCAGCGGAGGAGGAAGAACUCUACGAUGAGAACCUUACAUUCUCCUCCCUCGAUCUCCUGCUACCAGUUAUCCGCUUGGAGAAAACGGCGGAUGAUAGUAAGGUUGUCGCCCUCAACACCAGGAACGCCAUGAUUGCAAGGUGUGCGAACUAUUCAUUGCAGCUUGAGCACACUUUCUAUGUUGGUACAACUUUUUUCUGUCUGCUUACAUAUCAAAUUUUGCUUUGCAACCUCAUGGGAUGCUCCAAACCGGAGCUGUAA
Dibothriocephalus latus is the source of this 465-nucleotide messenger RNA. The record is from the annotation of a GenBank genome assembly. NCBI's taxonomy places the organism in Eukaryota, Metazoa, Platyhelminthes, Cestoda, Diphyllobothriidea, Diphyllobothriidae.